Molecule: messenger RNA, 1605 nt
Organism: Zychaea mexicana
Lineage: Eukaryota; Fungi; Mucoromycota; Mucoromycetes; Mucorales; Lichtheimiaceae
Exons: 3
Biological process (GO): cell redox homeostasis
Cellular component (GO): mitochondrion; cytosol
Molecular function (GO): protein binding
Source: RefSeq, a predicted model, not a curated record
AUGCAAUCCAUCUCGGGCAUCAUUACGCAGGUCCGUGUAACAUCGGGUGAAGUGCCACCACCACUUGUUGGAGCGUCUGUUACGGUUGUUGGUGACAAGGUGUUUGUGUUUGCGGGCCGGCUGGUUUCCUCUCGUAAAAUGACCAACCACAUGCACGUUCUCGACAUUAACACACUGGUAUGGACACGACACAUUCCACCGCCGGACUCGGACAAACCGCCCAAACCUCGCUAUUUCCAUUCAGCCAGCGUCUUUGAAAACUCAAUUGUCAUGUUUGGCGGUAUGGGAUAUUCACGAGUGUCAGCUGACGGCCUUUGUGUGCUCGACGACAUUUCUGUAUUUGACAUUGAAACAAUGAGCUGGCGACGACCGGAAAUCAAGCCUUCGCUGUUUGCACCACGACCUCGUUAUGCACAUCUGUCAUCGAUCACGGAAAACAAGCUGAUCAUCGUCGGUGGGCAGGAUAUGAACAACAACUAUCUCGGCGAAAUUAACAUUUUGGAUUUAAAAGCGUGGGAGUGGGUCCAGGUGAAGAAUCUCGACAAACAUGUUGGCGCAUACAGAUCGAUUGCCAUCACUACGCCACCAGGAACUCGCAGCAACCACAGAGCAUCGCUUGUGCGGCAAUACGGCGAACUACUACAGAGUUCGCAGGAACCCAACCCCAUUUACUUGUACACCAACUACAACUUUGCAGACGUCAAGCGCGAAUUACAGCUCAUAUUCUCGCCCACAUCAGCAUCGUCUUCGAUCGAAGACUGCUCGUCCUUCAUGACCGGCUCUGUUAUGCCGCCUGGAUUGCGAUUCCCGACGGGGCACACGCUGGGCCACCAUCUCAUUCUCGCAGGCACAUACCUCUCGCCGCAAAGCCAUGCAUACACGAUCUGGUCGCUCAACCUGGGCACGCUGACAUGGUCCCGGAUUGAAACUGGCACCGUCUUUGGGUCGGGGUCGUGGAACAAGGGUGUCUUGCACGAAGACACGAACCGACUGCUGGUGUUUGGGCACAGGUCGCGCAACCUGCUGGAGGAUUAUAACCAUCGCCAGGUCAAUUUUGAUCAUCUUGCAACCGUGGAUCUCGAAGCAUUCGGGGUGUACAAACUGCCAAAAACCACGUGCUCCUCGCUGGCCCAGGAGAUGGGUCUCUCCUUGCUUAAUGAGCCUGCCGUCUCCGAUUUUCGCAUCAUCACUCGUGAGAACCAGUCCGUAUCCGUCAACUCGGCCGUCUUGUGCCAACGUUGGCCUUAUUUUGCCGAUCUCAUGAAAGCCAGCCGCGAGCCUGUACAAGACAAGGACUCUAGCCACAGCAUGGUCUUCCCUUAUCCUUACGCUGUCGUCGUCGCCUUGCUCCAGUUCAUCUAUACCGACAAUCUGUUGACCGCACAACAGUACCAACCACAUGUCCUCUCACAACUCUUGCUGCUUGCAGAUAUGUAUAAUCUCACCCGGCUGCGCGAACUGACGGCUCAUGCGCUCCAUCAAAUGCUCAACAUGUCUACAGCACCACUUAUCUUUGAAACGGCAGCCUUGUCGCACAAGACGAGUCUUCAAAUUCGCGCAUUAAAGAUGAUGAUUGCCGCGAAAAAGAUGAUCCAACAGCAGCAA